Paramecium sonneborni is the source of this 151-nucleotide messenger RNA. Lineage: Eukaryota; Ciliophora; Oligohymenophorea; Peniculida; Parameciidae. The record is from the annotation of a GenBank genome assembly.
UAUGCUUAUGAAUAGGUCAUUAACGUAAGAAUAAAUUAGAGUUUAUAAUUAGGAUACUGGAAUAUGUAAGCAUUAACAUAAAUGUAAAAAGGUCGUGGAAACAAGAACCACUCUGGAUGAGAAUGAUAUUUGAAUGAUUAAAGUUGAAUCA